This is a messenger RNA of Cuscuta campestris, 1902 nucleotides long. The record is from the annotation of a GenBank genome assembly. NCBI's taxonomy places the organism in Eukaryota, Viridiplantae, Streptophyta, Magnoliopsida, Solanales, Convolvulaceae.
AAAAUAUUAACAGUAUCUGUGUAUGCAUGUUCAUUAAUUGUUCUUGUAGCUAGGCUUUUUUUUCCGUCCCCAAUAACAGUGCUGCUUUUGUUUCUUCAGCUCGAGAAACUUGUGUCGAAGGACUCCUUUAACUAUGAAAUAAUUUGCUUUUAUUACUAUCUCCAAUUCCAUUUGCAUAUGCAAUUAUUAGAAGCUGCAGAAUAUGCAAAAAGGAAAGGAGUGGUGCUGAAAGGCGACCUACCUAUUGGAGUUUCAAGAGAUAGUGUUGAUACCUGGGUCUAUCCAAAUCUGUUCCGCAUGGACACUUCCACUGGUGCACCUCCAGACUAUUUUGACAAAAAUGGGCAGAAUUGGGGAUUCCCCACUUAUAAUUGGGAAGAAAUGUCUAAGGAUAAUUAUGCUUGGUGGCGAGCUCGUUUAACCCAGAUGGGUAAGUACUUUACAGCUUAUAGGAUUGAUCAUAUAUUGGGCUUCUUUAGAAUAUGGGAGCUUCCUGAUCAUGCUGUGACUGGCCUCUGUGGGAAAUUUAGGCCAUCUAUACCUAUUAGCCAGGAAGAGCUUGAGUCAGAAGGAUUAUGGGAUUUUGACCGCUUGUGUCGUCCAUAUAUUCGGCUGGAGUUGCUAAAGGAAAAAUUUGGGGAUUCGUGGACUAUUGUUGCUUCAAAUUUCUUAAAAGAGUAUAAAAAAGAUUUUUAUGAGUUCAAAGAGGAGUGCAAUACCGAGAAAACACUCUCAUCCAAACUAAAGCUAUUAUUAGAGAGAUCCAUGCUCACGGAGGGCGAAGAGAAACUUAGACGGGAUCUCUUUGAUCUUUUACAGGAUGUGGUCUUUAUCAAAGACCGAGAAGAUCCAAGAAAGUUUUAUCCUCGUUUCAAUGUUGAAGACACUUUGAGUUUCAAGGAUUUAGAUCAGCACAGCAAAAGUGUUGUGAAAAGAAUGUAUUAUGAUUACUACUUCCACCGACAAGAAAGCAUGUGGCGUCAAAAUGCUUUGAAGACUCUGCCUGUUCUUAUGAAUGCAUCUGAUAUGCUCACUUGUGGGGAAGAUCUUGGCCUUAUUCCUGCAUGUGUUGCUCCUGUCAUGCAAGAGCUGGGUCUAAUAGGAUUAUGCAUCCAACGCAUGCCAAGUGAACCUGGAAGAGAAUUUGGUAUUCCUUCAGAAUACAGCUAUAUGACGGUAUGUGCUCCAUCAUGUCAUGAUUGCUCCACACUGCGUGCCUGGUGGGAAGAAGAUGAAGGAAGGAGGCGUCGGUUUUUCCAACAUGUUGUGGGGUCCGAUGAAUUGCCACCUGAUCAGUGUACACCUGAAAUUGCCUACUAUAUCUUGCAGCAGCAUGUUGAGUCACCAUCAAUGUGGUCCAUUUUUCCUCUCCAGGAUUUGCUGGCACUCAAAGAAGAGUACACGACUCGCCCUGCAUUCCAGGAGACCAUAAAUGAUCCCACGAAUCCAAGACACUACUGGCGAUACCGUGUGCAUGUAACAAUGGAGUCCUUGCUCAAGGAUAAAUCGCUUAUAAAUGCAAUCAAAGAUCUCAUCUGUGGUAGCGGAAGAUCUUACCCUAAAAAAGAGCUCGAUACGAAUCAAGGAAGUGAAGCAGAAAGAGUUCCACUUGAAUUGCAGGAAAAUGGGGCCUUCGAAACAGCAGUAGCAAUUGUGUGAAUUUCAAUAGGACUCCUUGGAAACAAAGCCAAAUAAUAAGAACUUGCUUUCAAGAAAAGCAAAUAGUACCAAACACAUUGUACUGCAUCGAAUUUCUUGACCAUUCUAAAUUCAUUCCAUUCCUUGUAAAAUAUCUUCUUUCAUCAAGGGAGAGUAAUUAAACAUCAGUAGCAGUAAAUGAAGCUUGCCAAAUAAUCAUCUAACAUUUUCUUUUACUCCCUAUAAUAACAGCAGUUCUCUUAC